This is a messenger RNA of Sardina pilchardus (European sardine), 2277 nucleotides long. RefSeq names its product kelch-like protein 12. NCBI's taxonomy places the organism in Eukaryota, Metazoa, Chordata, Actinopteri, Clupeiformes, Clupeidae. Gene Ontology annotation, molecular function: protein binding. The record is from RefSeq and is a predicted model, not a curated record. The transcript is spliced from 12 exons. The coding region runs from base 473 to 2167 and encodes 564 amino acids.
AUGACGUCGGUGUAUGUUUUCCUUGAGAGUAGCUUGCUUGCUUUGCUGCUGCCAGACUCUCGUGGAUGUGAGCUAGCCAAACCCAAGGAUACACCUUUUCUGCUAUUCAAGCGAGAGUUGUACAGAAGUUGACAAUUGUUUCUCUCACAUGCUGGCAAGCACUACAAUCCGACUGCCCCACGUAUUUAACCUGACCAUCCGACAAACACAGUCGCUGAGGUGAAGGGGUCUUGCUGGAAUAUGAAGCGCCAUCGUGGGCAAGAGUAGCACCAAAUCCCUGAGUGUCUUCAUCGUAAUUAGCGGGGCCGUAUGGGAUCUGGUGUUUGAGUGUGUGGUGACUCAGUCAUCACAGUGUGUUACCCCCCUCCUGUAGGUGAGCGGAGGCCGGUUCCUCAUUGGCUGCUUGGUUCGCUGUUUUCUUCCUGUCCUGCCGAGACCCUCCAGCACCCUGGCGAGCCCACCCGCCAUCGCCAUGGCGCCCAAGGACAUCAUGACGAACUCUCAUGCCAAGUCUAUCCUGAACGCCAUGAACUCGCUGCGGAAGAGCAACACGCUGUGUGACAUCACGCUGCGCGUCGAAAGUGCCGACUUCCCCGCCCACCGCAUCGUCCUGGCAGCCUGCAGCGACUACUUCUGCGCCAUGUUCACCAGCGAGCUGUCGGAGAAAGGGAAGUCGUUUGUGGACAUCCAGGGCCUGACCGCGUCCACCAUGGAGAUCCUGCUGGACUUCGUUUACACGGAGACCGUCCUGGUUACCGUGGAGAAUGUGCAGGAGCUCCUGCCUGCAGCCUGUCUUCUGCAGCUCAAAGGGGUCAAGAGGGCAUGCUGCGACUUCCUGAACAGCCAGCUGGACCCGUCGAACUGCCUGGGCAUCCGGGACUUUGCGGAGAUGCACAACUGCCUGGACCUGAUGCAGGCGGCCGAGCUCUUCUCCCAGAAGCACUUCUCUGAGGUGGUGCAGCACGAGGAGUUCAUGCUGCUCUGCCAGAACGAGGUGGAGAAGCUCAUGAAGUGUGACGAGAUCCAGGUGGACUCGGAGGAGCCGGUGUUUGAGGCGGUGGUUAACUGGGUGAAGCACAACCGUAAGGAGAGGGAGCCCUACCUGCCUCACAUGCUGGAACACGUCCGAAUGCCUCUACUCACACCACGCUACAUUACCGACGUUAUCGACUCCGAGCCCCUGAUUCGCUGCAGUCUGCCUUGUAGAGAUUUGGUCGACGAAGCCAAGAAGUUCCACCUGCGGCCUGAGCUACGAAGCGAGAUGCAGGGACCCCGCACACAAGCACGCCUAGGCGCUAAAGAAGUGCUGCUGGUGAUCGGAGGCUUCGGCAGCCAGCAGUCCCCCAUAGACGUAGUGGAGAAGUACGACCCCAAGACACAGGAGUGGAGCUUUCUGCCUAACAUCGCGCGGAAGCGGCGCUACGUGGCGACGGUUGCCCUUAACGACCGCGUGUACGUGAUCGGCGGCUACGACGGGCGCUCGCGGCUCAGCUCGGUGGAGUGCCUGGACUACACGGCGGACGAGGACGGCGUCUGGUACACGGUGGCCACCAUGAACGUGCGCCGCGGCCUGGCCGGAGCCACCACCCUCGGAGACAUGAUCUACGUGGCAGGGGGGUUCGAUGGCAGUCGGAGACACACCAGCAUGGAACGCUAUGACCCCAACAUCGACCAGUGGAGCAUGCUGGGAGAUAUGCAGACGGCCAGAGAGGGCGCCGGACUGGUGGUGGCCAGUGGUCUCAUCUACUGCCUCGGUGGAUAUGACGGGCUGAAUAUUCUGAACUCAGUGGAGCGUUACGACCCCCACACCGGACACUGGACCAGCGUCACACCCAUGUCUGCCAAGCGCUCAGGUGCGGGCGUGGCACUGCUGAAUGACCACAUCUACGUGGUGGGGGGCUUUGACGGGACGUCUCACCUGUCCUCCGUGGAGGUGUACAACAUCCGCACCGACUACUGGACCACCGUGGCUCCCAUGACAACGCCAAGAUGCUACGUAGGGGCCACCGUCCUCCGGGGGAGACUCUACGCCAUCGCAGGCUAUGACGGAAACUCGCUCCUGAGCAGCAUCGAGUGCUACGACCCGGUGAUUGACAGCUGGGAGGUGGUGACGUCCAUGGCCACGCAGCGAUGCGACGCAGGAGUGUGUGUCCUCCGAGAGAAAUGACCUCCCAUGAGCCCCCGUUGAAGACCCCCGCCAGGAGCCCAAUGGGGGGGGGGGUCUGCGACGCAGGAGUGUGUGAAAUAACCCAUGACCCUCCCACUGAAGACCCCCUA